Spodoptera littoralis (African cotton leafworm) is the source of this 690-nucleotide messenger RNA. The record is from the annotation of a GenBank genome assembly. NCBI's taxonomy places the organism in Eukaryota, Metazoa, Arthropoda, Insecta, Lepidoptera, Noctuidae.
AUGAAUAAAAAUAUCCACAAUAGGAUAAGUAUUACAAAAAGUACACCAGGAGUGACAUACAACGACGCAGUUACAUCCACUGAUAGCCAGCGACUGCAGGAUGGAGAACCGACCAGGGAAAUCGCGCAACCGACCGAAGAUGAGGCGGGCGUCCACUUUUCACAUAGAGAUCUUGAUUUCCUUGGAAGUGACCGUGAGCCAAUGUUCGUCAUUGUGGACUCAAGCAACAUCAGUGAUCCAAGUUCUAAGGAACUACUUAUCGAUAAUGUAUUUCACCCUAGAGAUACGGUUUUGACAAAAUACUUAAAUAACAACGUUACGCCUGUGGACUUGCCGUCAACCAGCACAGAUCUCAGAAAUGAAUUGGUACCGCCGCUGCUGAGAGGAACCGACUCGUCUGAUGAAAUGCAAAUGAUGGACAUUAACCUUCAAAGUGAUAACGAACUAUUGGUUGGUGACUCUGACUGCGACAAUGAUUCUAUAGUGAUAUCUUACUUGAGAAACAAGGAUACCAUUUUGGACUUUGAAAGUUCGCUAAUGUCAACUAAAAAGAAAUCGUCCCUGCUAGAAAAUGUACCGAAAUUGGAAACGAUAUUAGAGAGUGAACAAUUUAGCACGUUUCCAUUGACUUCUACACCUGAAGCCACAUCACAAAAUUUUCUAAAAAACGGAGGACAACAUAGCCCAUAA